This is a messenger RNA of Aspergillus candidus, 1438 nucleotides long. RefSeq lists its product as uncharacterized. The coding region runs from base 567 to 1295 and encodes 242 amino acids. Lineage: Eukaryota; Fungi; Ascomycota; Eurotiomycetes; Eurotiales; Aspergillaceae. The record is from RefSeq and is a predicted model, not a curated record. The transcript is spliced from 5 exons. Gene Ontology annotation, cellular component: endosome. Gene Ontology annotation, molecular function: phosphatidylinositol-3-phosphate binding.
AGCAUAUCCUGCAUAACCCAACAUGAUAUGACAUGUCCGGUGUCUUCAAUAUAGGGGGUUAAAUCUCCUGCAUGGCACCGAGGUUAUUGCCAGAGAUAAUAAGGCUGGUAGACCCAGACGAUACACUGUCAUUCUUUGCAUUGUCAUCUUGAGAAUUUUUCCAUUAACUACUCCGUACACGAUGUCUGUAUACUCUGAUUACGGGCCUGACAAGGCAACUUCUUUCCCAUUUGGGCAAUCGAUGUCUUGGCUGUCAGGUGACUUUCCGAGGGAAUGGAAUGCCAGGAAUGCCUGAAGAUUGAUAGCGGAAGAAUGCCUCAGGAUACCAUGAUUGAUGAACGGAAAUCUCCAGCUGCUUCAACUUCCUCCGACCAAACCCUUUGCUCACUCACACUCCUUGAUCAAUCCACCGCAGACGUUUCAUAAUCUGACCACCGACAACUAAAAAUAACGAGAAUACACCGUGUACACCUGGUUGGACGGAUAAUCCCAUCCCUGUCGUCCAACAAGCGUCUUCCGGAGUAGCAGUAUCACCUCCCUGGAUUUGUUGGAGAAGACCUAAAUGGAUGGAUCCAGCGAAUGAGGAGACGGGCUCGGUGCCUCGGCCACAACCCCUUCCCCAACCUUCCCCGCCUCAAUCUUCGACGCCAUCCAACGCCGGCGUUACAGACUCCACCGCGCCGUCGAAAGGAGCGACGGACAGCAGCAGCAACAAGAGCAACCAUAGCAGCCGCGAUAAUACCAAUGUCUCCAUCCUCCCCCAGCCCCAGCCCCGCCUCACUCAUACCACUUCGAAAGAUCGCCCCGUGUCCGGCGUAGUUCCACCCUACUGGAGCCACCAUCGGGAUUCGUCGCGUACCUCUCAAGCCUCGCUGGAACAGUUGCCUCCCAUCAGCUUGGAAGAUCACACGGAGGACCCGAACUCGGAAACUACCAGGGGACUGUGGGCGCAGAGUGUCUCCAUAGACGACUAUGCGGUGGUCCAGGGAAAGACCGGCGUAGGGUCGUAUGUGGUCUGGAACUGCACGAUCAACACUCUCGAGGGCGGUCCCAUCACCGUGCGUUUGAGGUACUCCGAAUUCGACGACCUGCGCCGACGACUGGCUGCGUCAUUUCCACACGCGAAGAACGCUCUGCCGGUGCUUCCUCCGAAAAGUAUCAUCUACAAAUUCCGACCGGCGUUUCUCGAAUCGCGAAGGAUAGGACUGGCAUACUUUCUCAACUGUGUUCUUCUCAACCCGGAGUUUUCGAGCUCGCCCGUCGUCAAGGAGUUCCUCUUUGGUCGGAUGUGCUGACGCCACCAUAUAACCCUACGCACGGCUACGAAGUUAUGUAUUUCCUGCCACUUUAUUAUUAUUACAUUUUGCAUGGAGUGGUGGAGCGUCAUGGAUGAACGGUUUCCUUGGAUAGAUUAUAUUGCAAUGAUGAUUUCAGAGUU